AUGCCAAAAAGCUAUUCAAAUUCUGAAUUUCAGGAAGGGAUUUUAGCGAAGCUGAAGAAUGAACAGAGCAGAGUAUUCAGGAAUAAGAGUGAGAAACACAACUACAUUGCAAUUGUACUCAAUGGACUCAAGCGUGAGUUAACGUCUGAGAAGAAUAAUGAGAGCAUAAUGGAUUUUAUUAUUCAGAUUAUUGAAGCAUCAAGAGAAAUGGAUCCAAUUCUGCUUGACAAAUACAUAUUGAAUAUUCUAAACAUCAAAUACAGUAAUAAUUUGGUGAAAUACAUCACUAGGUUUGAUAAGAAUGUAGAGACAGCAUUGCAGGUAUUGAAAUACAAACAAAAGAUAAUCAAAGAGGAGGAUUUAUUAGAAUUUACGCACAUGAACAAAGAGAUACUGAAGAAGAAUACUAAAGGAGUGUUGAGAAAGAAUGAGGAUGGAUACAUUGCGGUGGACGUACUAAAUGAGUUAAAGAGACUCUAUAAUAGGUUGAAAGAACAGAAAGAUAAGGAACGAGUGAUAAGCACAGAAUUCAAAAACUAUUUUCAGAAAGUGGAGUUAAAGAGAAACCUGACAGCAGCAGAGAUAACAACAAGUGUUCUGGAAGCAAAAGAAUUGGUAUGGAAUAAGUUUGAAGUGUAUGAAGAGAAUACAAUGGUGAGUUUGAUUUUAUUGGAACUCAAUGAAAAUAAGCUGGUUUCAAAGGAUUACAGUACAAGGGUAUUUGCAAAUAAGUUGCUGAAUUUAUUCUACAAUGCAUUGGCAUUCAUAGAGAAAUGUGAAACAUACAACGCAAUAGCAUGUUUGAUGGAAAUCAAGAAGUCAGGUUGUUUGGAUGCAUUUGUACACGAAUUAGUAGGUUACGUCUACUUCAUGAAUUUGAAAUACAAGGAAGCACAACACUACAUCAUAGAAUUCAAGUCAGGUGGCCUCUAUUUCAGGGAAAUUGCACUAUUUUUGGAUAGAAUUGCAGCUAAACCAGCACCAUGUUCCCAAAUAACAAUACGCAUAAAUAUGAGUCAAAUUAAGCUUAAUAAGCAUAAAAUGAAAUUACAUAAGCAUUUAUGCUAUACCAGAAACACACCAAAUGACAUUUUGCAGAAGUACACGACAGUAGACGAGACGUACGUCUCCAAAAGCAUCUCAGGUCGUUACAACCUGCUCUACUUCUAUCUGUACCAGAAUGACCUCUUUGUGCUGAAUUGCUACGAUAUGUCCACGAUUCUUCUCUAUCCAGCAUUUGACAAUUUCUUAGGCGAAUUCAACGAGAUCUUUGCCCAAAACAGACACAUUCUCAAAACAGUCAAAGACAAAGAAAUCUGGUGGAAAAAGAGGAAUGAAAUCAACACCGCCUUGCAGAAAUUGCUUACCAAAAUCAAACACCCUUCACUCUCCCUCAAAUCCAAUACAACCAAAUGCUACUUCAUGCUUGAAGGUGUCCUCUCCAGAAUACCAUUUGAGUCCAUCUUCUACCGUUCCACCACAAUCAGGGAAAUCUACAGAAUUCUUGAUAUCAGAGACCUGGCUUCUGUCCACUUUGACAAGUGUGAUCUUAGAUCAGAUUCCUUCUACCUGAUUGAUCCACAGAACAACCUGUCUCGUACCAGACAAGUCAUCCAGAACUAUUUGAGCAGCACCAAAAUAGAAGGCGGUGUUGUUGGCCGCGCCCUUGAUGAAAAUGAGAACGAUCACCUGAAUCGCAGCAAAACAUUCAUGUACUUUGGCCAUGGCACUGGUAGAAAAUACUACAAAAUCAGGACCAAAUCAGAACUGCAAUUUGUGCAUCUCUUUGGAUGCUCAUCAGUCAAAACACAGUCCUAUUACAAUGCACUGAUCAAUAGGAAUCAAUCAGAAAUUGGACACAAUUUAUUUCUAGAUGACAUCGAUCUGACCAAAUUGGUUGAAUUCACCAAUAACGGCCAUCUUCUCACAAUUUACAGGCACAAAUUGGUCGUAGGCUGCCUAUGGGACGUAACAGACGUGGACUUGGACUCCUUCGCCCUCAGAUUCCUAGGCAGCCUGGAACAGUCUCAUUCUGCCCCAUACGACCUGAAUCAACACCGCCAAUGCUGCAGAAUGCAAUUCAUCAACGGCUGUGCAAUUGUGGUCUACAAAAGUUGA
Molecule: messenger RNA, 2118 nt
Organism: Enterospora canceri
Lineage: Eukaryota; Fungi; Microsporidia; Enterocytozoonidae
Source: the annotation of a GenBank genome assembly